ACUCCAUCCAGGUGGCCCACAGGGAGCUUGUUCAUUACGUCAGGCUUAUAGCUAGUUGGCCAGAUGCAGACGACAUGAGGUUAGCUUCACUCGGUAAUCAGUAGCCCAGCUUAACCUUGAUUGAUAAGGAUAAAGGACAGUAUAGUGUAGCAUAUUCUUAAUUUGUUACCUACAGUACAGUGAUUUGGAACAGUGCAACUGAUUUUGUACGUGAAUAACUCAACAUUUUGUUAGUUAUAGGUUUAAAUUAAUUUGUCUCUGGUCCCUAACAAUACAAAACUGAACAAAUAUGGAAAGGUGGCAGGGACGAGUUGCUGUUGUGACCGGAGCCAGUGCCGGCAUAGGAGCUGCCAUAGUGGAGGACUUGGUGGAGAGUGGCAUGGUAGUGGUGGGUCUGGCCAGGAGGGAAGACCGUUUGCUUGACAUGAAGAACAAGCUGCAAGGCAAAUCUGGUACCUUGCAUCCAAUAAAAACUGAUAUCACCAAAGAAGAGGAUUUGAAGAAAGCAUUUAAGUGGAUAAAAGAAAAUUUAGGUGGUGUGGAUGUUAUGGUGAAUAAUGCAGGUGUGCUCAUAACAAGCCAUGCCACAGAUGGCAACAUUGAAGAAUGGCGUAAGAUGUUUGAAUUAAAUGUUUUUGCUGUUGGAGCAUGUGCACGAGAAGCAAUCAACUCAAUGAAGGAACGUAAUGUGGAUGAUGGCCAUAUCAUUAACAUUAACAGCCUGGCUUCUCAUUGGAUUCCUGACUUCCCUGGAAUCACUCCCUAUUCUUCAUCAAAGCAUGCUUCACUGGUCAUCGGUGAAGGUCUAAGAAGAGAGCUUGCAUCAGAAAAGUCUAAAAUUAAAGUUACCAGUAUUAGUCCAGGCAUUGUAGAGACGGAGAUGUUUGAUUCGUUCAGAGGCGGGCAAGAUAUCACCAUUUCAAUAGAACCUCUCACUGCCAAGGACAUCGCAGAUGCUGUCCAUUAUGUCUUGGGUACACCUCCUAAUGUUCAGGUGUGGGAACUCUUAAAGCGGGAAGCUCAGACCGGUGGGUAUGGAAUACACCCCAGGAAGGAGGGGGGCCCUCACCCAGGUCAAUGAAUUAACCAUACGCCCAGUUGGAGAUGGAAUCUAAUGUGGGUCUGCCUUCUGUAUAACUUUACUUCCAUUUUUCAACAUUUACUGUACAAGUUUAUAACAGUGGAUUGUUAAAUUCUGUGAUACCAACUAUGGAUACUCUCACUGAUUCUCAAAUUAAAUACAAAAUCAAUGUUAGCUAAACGUAUUUCAAACAUUUUAUUCCAAUCUAUAUUUAAUGUUUAGUUAACCGCACCCUUCCUUGCAUAUACAAAUAUUGUCAUCUAUAUUAAUAUUAGUAAUAUUUCCUUUUAUGAACUUGUUAAUAAUUCUCAAUGCAAUUUUUUAUGUAUGCUAAUAUAUUAUUUUUGGGUGUUGG
Molecule: messenger RNA, 1436 nt
Organism: Homalodisca vitripennis (glassy-winged sharpshooter)
Lineage: Eukaryota; Metazoa; Arthropoda; Insecta; Hemiptera; Cicadellidae
Product: farnesol dehydrogenase-like
Exons: 8
Coding region: 290-1081 (263 amino acids)
Molecular function (GO): oxidoreductase activity
Source: RefSeq, a predicted model, not a curated record